AGUAGUGAACCGACUCGUGUACCAACCUCACAAGAAGUAAGCAGUGGUGAAGAGGAUAAAUACCGUUAACAUCUUUAUAAUUCAAAAAACAUUUUAUUGUCAGACUAUGAAGAUCCAAUUAUUGUUACUUAUCCUGAGUGUUGGGAUUUCAAGAAUCGAUGCAGAUGAAUCAGGGGAUACGGUUACAGUGACGUUGUUCUACGAGAGUUACUGUCCAGACUGUAAAGAUUUCAUCGUCAACAAGCUGUACAGUGCCUGGACAUCUUUCAAAGGACAUGGAGUCUUAUUCGACCUUGUGGCUUUUGGAAAUGCGAGGCAAAAGUACGUGGACGGUCACUGGGAGUUCCACUGUCAGCACGGCCCGGAGGAGUGUGAGGCCAACAAGUUGCACGCGUGCGCCGUGUACCAGACGUGCGGCGACAAAGGUACAAAAGACUGUGACGUAGACAAGCUGAGCCCUGCCAUGGACUUCAUCUACUGCGUGCUACGUAAACCCGACCAGCUACGAGCUACCAAGCAGUGUGCCCAAGACACAGGUCUGGAUGGGGACGCCAUCUUGAGCUGUGCUAACGGACAACAAGGAGAUUCUCUGCUCAACCUCUACGGCAACCAAACCCUUGCCUUCCAGCCCAGAAUACGAUACGUACCUACGGUGGCCAUCAAUGGGAAACACGACAAGUUGGCUGAGGACGACCUGGUCGGAGAGAUCUGUAAGCUACUUCCUCAGUUGUGUCAUUCACCGGAGGUCAUCACCGUGUGACGUCAUCUUCAACCCAUUCAUGAUUUCUACACUGACAAUGGACCGUCAACACGUCAUUUCGUUUAUUAAUCUUGUAAAAUGUCUUGUAAUUACCAUCUUUUUUAUAUUCGUUGUCAUCAAAGUGAUUAAAAUUUAUAUAUUUCUUUUCUA
Molecule: messenger RNA, 910 nt
Organism: Macrosteles quadrilineatus (aster leafhopper)
Lineage: Eukaryota; Metazoa; Arthropoda; Insecta; Hemiptera; Cicadellidae
Product: gamma-interferon-inducible lysosomal thiol reductase-like
Exons: 6
Coding region: 107-760 (217 amino acids)
Molecular function (GO): oxidoreductase activity, acting on a sulfur group of donors, disulfide as acceptor
Source: RefSeq, a predicted model, not a curated record